AUGGAAAGUUCAAAUUCAGCAGAAUUAUUGAACUAUUCUACUGAUUUGCAUAAUAAGAAAUCAAAAGAAUUAAUGUUAAUUUCUUCAAUUAUAAAAGUAUUAAGUGAAAAUAAUGAAAAUAGCAUAGUCAAUGAUCAGAAUAAUUUAUUACCUUUAACAUGUUUCUUAUCAACUUUAAACACUUUAAAUAUUGUUGAACCAAUUUCAAUAUCUCUUAUCAAUGCAACUGCCACAGGUUCAAGUUCUGGGAAAUAUUACAUUGGACAAUGCUACGAUCAUAGUUAUGAUGUUAUUAAAAGACUAUCCCAUUCAUUUAAUUGGUACUUAAAAUCUGCAGAAGAAGGAAAUGCAAGUGGACAAAAUGCAGUUGGAUAUUGCACUAAGUAUGGCGAAGGAACCCUUCUUGAUGAGGAAAAGGGAAAUUAUUUG
This is a messenger RNA of Cetraspora pellucida, 429 nucleotides long. The record is from the annotation of a GenBank genome assembly. Lineage: Eukaryota; Fungi; Glomeromycota; Glomeromycetes; Diversisporales; Gigasporaceae.